Pocillopora verrucosa is the source of this 1740-nucleotide messenger RNA. The record is from RefSeq and is a predicted model, not a curated record. Lineage: Eukaryota; Metazoa; Cnidaria; Anthozoa; Scleractinia; Pocilloporidae.
AAACGAUUUGCGUAGACAAAAUGGCGGCAAUGGGACACAUUUGGUUUUUCUGUCCUCUGUGGAAUUUAAUUAACUUAUUAUAAACAUGGCACUUGGAACACUGCGGACAAGAAAGCAUUUCCUAUUCUGGCGUACAAUCAGUCAACUUGCCUCUGUGAAUCACAUUGUAACAAUGUCCUCUCCUCCAUACUUUGAGGAUAAGUGUAAUAAGAUUGGUGCUGUUGUCACCAGAACAGGAACAGAAUCAAGUAGAAGCCCAGUUGUUGCUCUUCUUGGCUGGAAUAGUGCACAAGAUAAGCAUCUGGCUAAAUACAGCGAAAUAUUUGAAGAAAAAGGCUUUGACACCAUCAGGAUUCCGGCAAACCCAUACAACACUUUCUUGCGAUUAAACAGAGUCAAAGAGAUCAGUCUGGAACUUUUGGAAAUACUAGAGGAAAUGAAUUCAAAUAAAAACAGGCCAUUUAUACUUUAUGCCUUCAGUAUGGGAGGGUUCAAUGUUGGCCACUUUAUUAGACAAGCAAUAUCUAUCCCAGGGCAGAGGCAUUUUAAAUCCAUCAAUAUCAUUGGUUGCAUAUUUGAUAGUUGCCCCCAUUUUCCUGGUUGGCAUAGUCUAAAGGGUAUACAGUCCACAAUUUUAGAAACCAUACCAAAUCCUCUGAUUAAGGCUGCUGUGUGGGUGGGCUUAGGACUGGUAUGUCCACCAGUUUUUUUGUUCUCUUUGGAAUUAAAACAGCUUAUACCAGACUCCAUAUCCUACCCCUUUGGUUGUCCUGAGUUGUUCCUUUUCUGUAGCACUGAUCCUUUAGUUCCUGAGAGAGAUGUUUGGGUUUUCAUUGAGGCACACAAAAAGAAAGGUAUUAAGGUUUUUGAAAAGUGCUGGGAAGUGUCAGGUCAUGUGCAACAUUAUAGGAAUUAUCCUGAGGAAUACUUGAGCAAAGUCAAUACCUUUACUGACUAUUGUAUGAAACAGUAUUUCACCUCAGGAAUUUCUAAGCUAUAAUAAGCCUUACAAUACAGGCUUUUGAAUCUGUUUACUACAAACUUGAUAUAAAUAAUACUAUGCAUUCAUAUCAAAUUUCUUGUAUCUUGCAAAUUGAAAGUAAUGUAAGGACAUAUUAUGACUUUUUAGAACUGUUUUAAAAGAAAUUUUGACCUUAGCAGUUGUAAGUAACUUGCAGCAUUUUGAGGUGGGGCUUUGACAACUCAAUUUGCAGCUUAAGUGGCUGAUUCAGUGAUCUGUGUUCAGCCCUCAUGUAGAGAGUUGUAAAUUAUUUUACUCAGUUUUUGAGGCCUUAGUUAAAUGCAGGAAAAAAUUUUGCUUUAACUGUCUGUUUUUUUUGUGGGAAGCUGAUGUUUUCUUUGUGUCAGAACUUAGGAAAACAUUUUUCUUUUCAGCUUACCCAUCUCCUUGGUAUCCACAUCACCCCACACUACCACACAGGAGAUGCUUUGACACUCCAACCCCCCCUCCCCUUCCCAUCCUUGGAAAAAGAGGAACAUUCAUAGAGGAUACAGAAAGGUUUUUAGCUGCUAGGUAUAUUUCAGUUAUAAGUAUCUAUGAUUAAAAUUUGUAUAGGUAAUUAAAUAUUGAUGAGAUAAUUAAAAACUUAUACCAUAUGAUGAUUUUACCUAUUGUUAAAAAUAAAGGAAAAGUGAAAGAGUUGCAAGGAAAUCUUGGUCAAAACCUUAUUUUAGGUUUCACGUUAGAAUAGAUUCAUGUUAUAUUUGCUACAUUGUAUU